CAAAGCCAAAAAUAACACUUUUCCCAAUCGGCGAAGGACCGUGAGUUAAUGAAAUGAGUUAGAAAACCCGCGUGUCUAUUAAUUCAAUACUCACCCAGUCAUGAAAUACUCCAUGGAAGCUUUACCAAAGAUCCCCCUCAAUUUUAUCGCCGUAUUUUACAUAAUCGGCUUCGAAACAAUCACCACCGACUCCCGCUCUUCCACUUUAUGGAGACUGAACACCGAUCGCACCAAAAUAGUCGAAGUCAGUCCGGAGAAUCUCAAAAAAGAGCCUGGCAGCGAACAGGAGAGGGUGCUGCAGCAGUACGUACGUACCGAAGAUCCAGUUUUUAAUAUUAUAACGUCCACAGAACGGUAUGGAAAUGCUUGGGUUAAGCAUAAGGAGGACAGUUUCUGUAAUGGAUGCUCUAGCCGAGUCGAGGCAGUAAAGAAAAUCAGGAAGAAUGGCACUCGUGCAGAUGUAAACCAAACCGAUUCAAUUCUUGACCCCAAUGAGCAUGAACUGGCUUGUGGAAAGCCUGUUAAUUUCACUUUUUAUGAUAAUUUAGUUGGGGUGAUGAACAGAGAGGAACAUCCGGCCAUAGUCGAACCAGGUGCCACAAUAGAAUUUAUUAGGAAGUACAAGUUUAAAACUGGAAGAAGUUUUGAUUUGGAAUUGGUGGAGAAUAAACUGAGACAAAUCAAAAAGGAGAAACCGAAAUCGAUUCAUACCUUGCACCAGUUGGGCAACUAUUGGCGCGUCAAGGGUGACCCCAGGAGGGCCAUCGAGUGCUUCCGAAAAGCGUUAUUUAUGUCUCCCCAUCACGCGGAAAUCCUCCUCAAUUUGGCCAAGGUGUUGUUCCACUUGCAGUAUUUGGACGACGCCAUCUACCUGACGAGACGGUCGUUAGAGGUGGCGCCACCUGAACGGGGGGCGUGGCAGCAGUAUUUUACUUUAGGUGAAAUAUUUAAGGCGUAUGGUCAUUAUCAGGAGGCCCAGGUGCAUUUCAGGCACACCCUGGACCUAAAUCCGGGCUACGAGCCGGCCAUAAAGUUACUAAAGGAGCUGGAGGAGAUGCCGCUGUCCCCCUGGCAGUCUUACACUUACUUUAUUAUCGGAAGUCUGGUGGUCAUGGUGUUGGUUUUCCUGAACAAUCUGGAUAAGACGGUCGAAGGGGGACCCAGCAGAACCCAAAAACCGUUCAAUAAGGGCCUGAAAGGGAUCUCCUGGAGCGGGAAGAAAAUUAAAAAAGUGACCAAUACUUAACUGUAUUAGCGUUAAAAGUGUAGAGGCACACAUUUGAAUUUUUGAUCUCCGAUUUCUUUAGGGUUAAGUGUUAAAUUACGAGAGGGCGCCGCCUGUAACGUACCUGUGUUGAUCUUUUGCUCAUUUAGUUGUUUGUUUGUUUGUUUUUUUUUUUGAGUGAUUAAAGUUAUUCGUUAGCAAGAAAAA
This is a messenger RNA of Anthonomus grandis grandis, 1432 nucleotides long. RefSeq names its product tetratricopeptide repeat protein 17-like. The transcript has 9 exons. Gene Ontology annotation, molecular function: protein binding. Bases 101 to 1246 code for a protein of 381 amino acids. Gene Ontology annotation, cellular component: cytoplasm; actin cytoskeleton. Lineage: Eukaryota; Metazoa; Arthropoda; Insecta; Coleoptera; Curculionidae. The record is from RefSeq and is a predicted model, not a curated record. Gene Ontology annotation, biological process: actin filament polymerization.